AUGGGUGUCGCCAUGACAAUCGCCGUCGCCAUCGUCGCCCUCGCGGUGCUGGCGCCUCUUCCCCUCCUUCCAGGAACUCAUGCGGCCAAGGUCAAAGGCCCACAAAUGACGGUGCUGCAGGCGCUGAUACAAGAGUGGGGCAGGUUCAACGGCAGUGCGACGUGGACGCCUGCCACUGACUGUGACAAUAUGGAGGGCCUUUUCUGCAAUCCCGGUGGCGAUGUCACUGCCAUGGGCCUGUUCAGCAAGAACCUCAAGGGAAGCGUACCCACCAUCCUUUUCACCCUCUCUCAGCUGCAAGCCCUGGACCUGUCAAAUAAUCAGCUAACAGGCCCCCUCCCGUCGUCCUUUGCCAACCCUACAGUUCUGGUUGAAAUGGACCUGACUGACAACCAGCUCAGUGGCUCCAUACCUGCUGAAUUCAGCAAGCUUACAGAGCUUGUAAUGCUGCGUCUGAACUAUAACCAGCUCUCAGGAUCCAUCCCAGAGGAAGUGGCAGCCAUGACCAAACUUUUAGUCCUUCGCCUCGAGAACAACCAGUUCUCAAACUCCAUUCCUGCCAAAAUAAACUUGCUGCGAACUCUCACAGAACUAGACUUGAGUGGCAACUCGCUGACGGGAAGCGUGCCCGUUGAAAUGAGCCUCAUGACAAACCUGCAGUACCUAAAUCUCGGCAAGAACCAAAUCACGGGGUCUGUUCGUGCGGAACUUGGACAAUUGAAUAAAAUGGCGUACUUGUACCUUAACGACAACAAGCUUUCAGGAAGUGUUCCUGUUGCGUUGAAUGGAUUGACUGGCCUCCAGGAGUUGUCACUCGCUAACAACCAGCUGGUGUCAGCCAGUGUGGACACGGUGCUUGCUGCCUUCACCUCCGUCUCUGUACUAGACAUCUCGCACAACCUAUUUACAGGAACCAUUCAAGCAGGGAUAAGUGACCUCUCCAAUUUGGCAGUUCUUCGAAUGGGGGGGAUUAAUCUCGGAGAAACUGGGCUUCCUGGAGAGAUCCUUUCGCUCACCAGACUCUGCGUCCUGGACCUUAGUGACACUCGAAUUUCGGGACCCUUGCCAGAUCCUCUUAGCAGCUUGUCUUUCCUCCGACGACUCAACCUGAGUGGCAACAGUAUCUCAGAUUACGUUGAUCCACUUUCCGCCCUUGCAACCCUCUCCUACCUCGGCAUGUCAAACUGUGGUUUUGUCUUCCCCCCUCCCAACUCUCUCACCAACCUUGUGGACCUUCAGGCAUUCGAAUUCAGCCACAACCAAGUGAUUUCUGCCUCCAUCCCGCAGUUCCUCUUCGACUUCUCAGGGCUUGCCUCUCUUGAUCUGGCCAAAAGUGGUUUUGAAGGCUCCAUUCCUGUACCAACAGCCCGCAACACCAGAUUCACACACCUUGACCUCUCUGGCAAUGCUCUCUCAGGGUCUCUCCCCGAGGGGCUUUCCAAAGUUGCUGGUGCAGUCACUAUUGAUAUCUCAGGCAAUAAUAUUGAUGGCUCCAUUCCUGCUUCCUUCACUAGACUAAAAAACCUUCAAAAUCUAGUGCUCGCGUCCAACCAGCUCUUUGGCGACAUGUCUCCUAUUCUCAGCCAACUCACAACCCUCAGGAAACUGGAUCUGAGCUCCAACCAGAUAUCAGGGCCACUGCCCACCGCCCUUACUGUUCUCACUACCCUCUCACACCUCAACCUGAGCAGCAACAUCUUCUCGGGAUCACUGCCUGUGGUCUACAGCCGCCUCUCCCAACUCACCACCCUGGGCGUGUCGUCCAACCUUCUCUCAGGUCCCAUCCCAGAGCCCGUUAUUGCCGCACUCAUCAAUGCACCCCAGCUGGACAUGAGUCGCAACCAGUUCUCAGGAUCCAUGCCUUCCUCCCUCUCCCUCCUCACCAAACUCACCAACCUGGAUUUGAGCUUCAACCGUCUCUCCGACUCGAUUGCUUCUUCCAUCAGCACCCUCUCUGCCAUUAAGACGCUAUCUCUCUCUAACAACCUCCUCAGUGGUUCCGUCCCUGCUGAAGUGCUUGUAAAAAUUACCAGCCUGCAAAAGCUCGAUCUGGGGUACAACAGGCUAGCGGGAACUGUUCCUGCAAGCAUCACUGGCCUGACUGCCAUCACUAGCAUUGACCUGAGCAACAACGACCUGUCCGGCCCGCUGCCAACGAGCAUCAGCCAGAUCACCACCCUCAAGGCCCUCAAUCUGAAUGGCAACGAGUUGUCCGGCUCCAUACCUUCGCAAUACUCCACUCUCACCAAUCUUGGAACUCUCAAGCUCUGCUGCAACAAAAUUAGUGGCACCCUGCCCGAUAUUCUUGGAGGGCUGUUGAAGCUGGAAACACUUGACCUGAGCAACAACCGUCUGCAUGGAACUCUUCCCACUCAAUUCACCGGCCUUGUCCGUCUCACCCUCCUCAACCUGCGCAACAACCAGCUGACAGGCCCCGUACUGCAGCCCAUCCCAGCAACCCUCACCUCCUACAAUCUCGAUCUCAACUACUUCUCCUCAGGCUUCUCCUCCCCACCCAACUGCUCUCAAGGCUCCAUCUCCUUCCGCUUCAACUGCCUCCUAACCCAAGGCUACGCCUGCCCCACGCCUGCCACGCCCUCUGCUGAGGCUGCAGCAGUGCAGCGGCCAGAAGUUCUCUGUUCUGUUUUUUGCGGCGUGAGUGCUGCCGAUCCCCCGUGUGGCGGGCAUGGCUCGUGCUAUGCGGCCGGCCCAAACAAAGUACCCACGUGUGACUGUGAUCCCGGGUUUGUCAACGGAGAGUUGCCUGGAAGCUGCGUCCCUGAAGGAAGUGUGCCGGGCGACCCAGUGGACAUUGUGCCGACAGCAGCACAGAUAGAAGUCAAAGGGAAGGCGGCAGUAGCAACUGACAGCACCAUCACGCUCACAGACUCACAGCCCAACAUAUGGGGCGCAGCGUUUUACAAAAUCCCUGUCGCGCUCUUCUCCUUCUCCCUUAAAGCUGGUUCAUGCGGCCGGCCAUUCGCCUUCACCGUCUAUUUCUCCUUCUCCAUUCUCAAACCAACCACCGCCAACGCUGGAUCAGAAGCAGGGGACGGGUUUGCGUUUGUGAUUGCAGCCAGUGACACUUUAACAGGCGGUAGCAGCGGCAGCAGCGACGGCAGUGGUGGCAGCGGCAGCUUGGGGUAUGCAGGCAUGGAUGAGCGCAGCAUAGCCGUGGAGUUUGACACUUCUAAGAGCACCGAUGCCAACGACCCAGACAGCAACCACGUGGGGCUCAGCGUUAAGGGCAAAACCACUUCCAUCGCAACUGCCAAAGCAGCCCUCACUCUCAACGACGGCAUUCCAAAACAUGCCUGGGUUGUCUUCGACCCCUCUCCUUCCUCCUCUUCUUCCUCUAGUUCUGCCAGUGGUGCCAGCACCGCUACCACUAAAGGCACGGGCUUGCUGCAAGUGUUCCUCUCAACCAGCGCGUCCCCCCAUCCGAGCAAGGCAGUGCUGUCUGUGCAGGUGUCUCUGUGCCAGUACCUGAAUCCCACCAAACAGGAUGAUUCGUUCCUCAUGGGCUUCUCUGCUUCUACAUCAGCUUCCCCGCAGCAGCACUCCAUCCUUGCCUGGAACAUCAACGCAGGCCUGCCAGAAACAACCACUCUCAAAGGCCAGCAGUUUGGGUUCCAACUGAGCGAGGCAUCCCUAAAGCCAGUGGGGGCUAAUCCUUUCUUCCGCUAUGCCAGUGGGGGCGUGCAGCCUCUUCAGGCGCCAGGAACAGCAGCAGGAGGAGAAGCAGGAGGGGCAGGAGGCGGGGAGGAUGAGGAGGUGUGGGUUGUGAGCCAGGCGUUCUCCUGGGCUGACCUGGGCCUCCCUUGGCCUGUCAAGAACCAGGGACCCUGUGGCGACUGCUGGGCGUACGCAGUGGUGGGCAGCAUAGAGAUGGCAUACGGAAUCCUCUCCAACCUCACUGCCGUGCCGCUCCUCUCCGUCAUUCAACUGCGAGACGCCCUCAGCUCCUCAUGCUCACAAGGCAACUCGCCCUCCCAGGCCUUCCAGUAUCUCAUCACUCUCAAUGCCAAGGCCAACAUUGGGCUGACGGAGGAAGGGAAGGGGGGGGUGGUGGUGAGCGGGGGCAGGGGCAAGAAAAAUGGCAGCAGCGGCGCGAGCCCGCUCUGUGGCAUGCCUGUCUUUGCUCAACUUGUGAAAGUUGCCUCCCUUACCCACCUUCCCUGCCUCACAUCUCAUACCGCUCCUUCCUUACCCCUCCUCCCUGACCCUCCUCCCCUGCCCCCUCCGCAGAGCAAGCUAUCGGGGGGGCCAUUCAGAGUGAACGGGUUUGAGCGCACAUCAUUCCACGGCUGGUUUGGGCUGCUGCUGGCCGUGCAGCGACAGCCCGUGGUGGUGCAUGUGCAGGCCACCGCCCCCUCCUUCCUUAACUAUGAUGGGCUAUCCAAAUAUGCGGACCCAGAGUGCUUCACGUACAACCUGAACCACGUGGUGCUGCUGGUGGGCUAUCGCCUCACCGGCUCAGACCCCACCUUCCCGCACAUGGCGCCGCCCUUCUGGAUCAUCCGCAACUCAUGGGGCCCGGAGUGGGGCGACGGCGGGCACAUGCGGAUGGACAUCCAGGGGGGCGACGGCGUGUGUGGGAUCAACACGCUGCCUGGGAUCUACCCGGUGGUGCGCGCUACUGCCGACCCGUGCAAUGUGAACGGCACCACCAGGGAGGAGUUUGGAUCGCUGUUCAACCCGUGUGGCAACUUCACGUGCACUGUUGAUGGAAGCAGCAACCGCUGCGAUUGCAAUGACCCGCGAUUCGUGGAGGCUCGUAAUCCCGACAACACGCGCACCUGUGCUUACAAGGAUGCAUGCAGGGCAGCGGUGCGCAAUCCGUGUGCGGUGGGCACGUGUGUGAAUGAUGGCAAGGGGUCGUACUCGUGUGUUUGCCCUCCCGGCUUCAAGCAAGGCACCACUGUUGAUGGCACUUUCUCCUGUGGUCCAGGCGACUCCAGCAGCAAGUACACGGUAUUGUUGGAGGGGCUCACAUGUGCAGACAUCCACCCCGUGUAUGGGCUCUCUCUCGCCCAGCUUCAAGCCCAGAACCCGGAUCUCAGCUGCAGUGCUCCUCUCGCUGUCGGCACGGUGGUGAACGUGGUCCAGCCAAACGACCUCACGCCCUGCUCCGUCUACUACACCACGUCCGAGGGUGACACAUGCGAGUCGUUAGCCGCCUACUUCUCCCUUACCGCCGGUUGCCCCGAGCACACCGAGCCUCCCACCUGCGCAGCAGCCUUCCAGGCGCUCAACCCCGGGCUGGACUGCUCUGGGGGCACCAGCAGCAAUGGAGAGCUGCCGCCCAGCCAGGCGGUGUGUGUGGAGCGGCGGGCGGAGAGUGCAGCGGCGCUGCUCAUCCCGGUGUGCUCGCAGUUCUAUCUGGUGCAGGCCGGGGAGACGUGCGACCAGAUCCGCUCCGUGCCCUCCCCGCCGCUCUCCCCUCUCGAGUUCUUCCGCCUCAAUCCCGGCAUCAAGUGCAGCCGCCUCGUGCCCAAGACUGACGUCGGCAGCCUCACAGGCUUCGAGGUUCCCACCUAG
Molecule: messenger RNA, 5541 nt
Organism: Closterium sp. Naga37s-1
Lineage: Eukaryota; Viridiplantae; Streptophyta; Zygnematophyceae; Desmidiales; Closteriaceae
Source: the annotation of a GenBank genome assembly